Molecule: messenger RNA, 1008 nt
Organism: Cylicocyclus nassatus
Lineage: Eukaryota; Metazoa; Nematoda; Chromadorea; Rhabditida; Strongylidae
Source: the annotation of a GenBank genome assembly
AGGCUGCUUCGGCGUGCUUCAGCCAUGCUUGGCUGUAUGAAGAAUUUCUGGUGGCCGUUGUUUCAAUGUACGGCUCUUUGUCUUGUUGUAAUAUAUGCUUUGUAUAUGGGUCGAAAAUUUGUCACCAGUGAGAUAAGUAUGCAAGCACAAGUCAUUCUAGAUGAAGAAGAGUUUAGAUUUUUGUUUCUCAGAAAAUAUGGAGGUAUUAGACAACUUGACUCCGUGUCCUUAAAGGAUGGAUCGGUUGUGUAUGUCAAAGAUGUACUGUCCGUAGGCAAUGAGUUGAAGGUAUUCAGAAUGACUACAAGAAGAUUCGCAACAGACUCAGUCAUCCCGCUGAUUACACCAAAGAAUCUAACCGCUCAGGAUGUAGACACAUCUAAAUGGAAAGUCGACCAUACCCAACUUGUUUCCCGUUUUUAUAGAGGUCAUCUGCCUUCCGAAUACUUCGCAACUGAUGAGGACGAGGCCUUGAGGAAUCGGGAAAAUCACCAAAAUUGUCAUGCUGGAUGUCGUCUCUACCACCCCAUACUUGUUGAGGCAUUGUUCCAAAGUGAUAUUAUUGAGUCGAGGAAAAACAGUAAUAUUUUGUUGAUUGGUCUUGGCGGAGGGACAGUGAAUGGCUACUUGCACAAUGUCUUUCCUCAGAUGAAUUUAACCGUGGUUGAGCUCAUUCAAGAACUAGUAUACAUGGCACGAAAGUGGUUUGACUUAGUAGAAGAUAAUAAUCAUCGCGUUAAAGUUGGUGAUGGUACAAUAUUUUUGGCGGAAAAAGCCAGGACAGGGGCUGUCUAUGAUGCAAUCAUCCUUGACGCAUGUUCUUUGAAACAACCAUUAUGCCCCGCCGAAGAGUUUCUCAACUAUGAAGUUCUGAGGAGUAUUGCACGACUGCUUCACGUUGAAGGUACUCACUUCUUUAAUCUUCCUCAGUUCAUGCGUUCGGAUGACGCAGAAAAUUUUGUCUGGGAGUUGAAAUCGAUGCAAAGUCUCUGCUACAAUUUACACUGA